GCGGGCCAUGGUAACUAAUUAGCACGAAGAAACAGUGUCGCGAGUAAAUGACCACCGAUACACCGUCAAAAUGGACCGAAUGAAACAGUCAGGAAUGUGUGCAGUUCAUGGAAAAACUUGCUAAUAAGAAGCACAAAAUCUGCGAUCUAUUAGUCAUGAUAAAUAGAGCGGCCCUGCAUACACCACAAUCCGGACGUAACACGCCUAACGAAGGCUUCUUCGACUCCAAACAUUUCGCCGAGCUUGACCACAUCCAGCGUCGAGAGCAGCAGCUGAGCAGAGAAGCUACCGAACGAGAAGAGCAUCUCAAGGCGGAACGCCGGCGCGCUGAGGAGGAGAAACGACGAGCUCAAGACAAGAGCCGAGACGGAGGGUCGGAGGUGAGGACACCGUGUGAGUAUUGUCUCAAAGCGGAAACUCGACCUGCACGAAGAUAUGACGGGUCAGCUUUCAAGGCCCUCCGCCGACCACUGGCUCCCAGAUGCACCUGUAUGGAUCCUACUAACGGUGCACUCCCGGUUCUUCCCAUCGAGUACCCGGUGGAUAUCGACGAUUGGGCUUACAAACCCUUCAGCACCAUCGCCGGCGGGGGCGCCGUAGGCUACCGUGACCUCUUCCCACUGCUGAUGCAGAGAUGUACGGAGGCCGAGGAGAAGGAUAACACGCAGGUGCAGACGGAGACUCGACGACAUUCCAUCGUGACUACCGACUACCUGACCGGUAGGAUCAAGCUGCUAGGUACGGGAGGGGAACACCUGCAUAUGAAGGUCUUCCCUGUUCUCCACGCGGUCGUGAGUAGCGAUGAAGAAGAUGACGAGGAGGAGGAGGCAUCAUCGGGUGAAGAUCAAGAUGAGCAAGCAACCCACGACGAAGCACUGCGGUCACUGAGAACAGAUCAUGCCAUGGCAGUACCGCGAAGGAAGUCUAUUCAAUCCCCUCCAUUCCAGCAGAGAAGACGCUCGUCUCUGAUUCUGGGUGGCUCACCGGUCGGUCGUGGACCACCAGGCGCGGCUGCUAAGGUAAUCCGCCGGCGAUCCAUCGACCAAAGCUCGCUGGCUCUGUCUUUCGCCCGGGCUUUGGAAGCUGCCUCGGACGCCAUGGCACCCAUAUCCGAGGACCAGGAGGCACGGAGUGAGACACUAGACACUGACUUCGAUGUCCAGCACGCAGAGGAGACCAUGAUUCACUUGGCACAGAAUCUACAAACGUUGGAGGAAUUCUUAGAGGGCGCCAGUUCGACCAGUUCUAUCUCUGAUGCCAACAGCGAUGACGAUGUCUUUUAACCUCUCUAUGAUCGUACUGAAUUCCCUGUUAAUAUUCCGGUAACCAGGAGGUCGUGGAUCAGACUCUCACUCGGCCUUGCUUGUGAACUUUUGUAUUCCCCUCCCCCCUGUAUAAAGCUAUCAGCCUAGUGCAGAAACUCUACAUCACACCCGA
This is a messenger RNA of Patiria miniata (bat star), 1437 nucleotides long. RefSeq lists its product as uncharacterized. Lineage: Eukaryota; Metazoa; Echinodermata; Asteroidea; Valvatida; Asterinidae. The transcript has a single exon. Bases 108 to 1283 code for a protein of 391 amino acids. The record is from RefSeq and is a predicted model, not a curated record.